This is a messenger RNA of Aspergillus calidoustus, 597 nucleotides long. Lineage: Eukaryota; Fungi; Ascomycota; Eurotiomycetes; Eurotiales; Aspergillaceae. The record is from the annotation of a GenBank genome assembly.
AUGCCUGGUGUUCCACCCGAUGCGCUUCAACAGCUGAAGAAAGGCUUCAAAGCCAUUUUCCGGAGGAAGAAGAAGAACGCGGAGCAAGCGCCUCCUCCCGCCGACAAACCCGAGGACAAGCCUGCGGAGGCAGCUCCCGCUGCUCCCGAGACCAAACCUGCAGAGCAAGCCCCUGCCGCCGAACCCAAGGCCGCAGAAGCUCCUGCCGCCGACAAGCCCGCUGAGACCGCCCCUGCUGCUGCCGCCGAAACUACUCCUGCUCCUGAGACAAAGCCCGAGACCACCGAGACUCCUGCGGCCGCCCCUGCUCCUGAACAGAAAGCUGCCGAACCUGCUGCGGAGUCUGCUGCAGCUCCCGCUGCCGAGACCAAGACUGAGACUGUCGCUACGGCUACUGCGGCCCCUGUUGCUCCAGUCGAGACUACUCAGGCGGAGCCUUCGAUAGCUCCGGACUCUACAGUCCCCGAGCCUCCAACCCCAUUCGAAACGCCAGCUGAGAAGCCAGCCGAACUUGGCGAGCCUGUAAAGGUUGCUGAGCCUGCGGAUCCUUCGAAGCCCGCAGCGGCAGCUGAGCCCGCUAGGACUGAAGCGAAGUAG